Echinostoma caproni is the source of this 423-nucleotide messenger RNA. The record is from the annotation of a GenBank genome assembly. NCBI's taxonomy places the organism in Eukaryota, Metazoa, Platyhelminthes, Trematoda, Plagiorchiida, Echinostomatidae.
AUGACACGCUAUAAGUGGACGCUUACGCGUGUGCACAUACGUACGCAAGUAGCUGAAAUUUUACCCACCAGUGUGACUGAAGCCUUUAUUGUCCCGGAGAAGACAGAGUGGGCUACCACAAAGGACGCCCUGAUCGAGGGUUUCGACGCCCCGGCCGACCGCCAGGAGGCGUUGCGGAGCUUCAGGAUGGCACAGCUCGGAAUUGGCGUGGGCUCCUUAUGGCAUGCUAUAGACUUGCGCACUUUGUUAGAUCGAGCGCUGCCAACUUUGAACGAGGCCGCCCACUCGGAAUUAUUGCUGGAGCGUUUCGUGGAGAGGCCAGAAAUAUCGAAACGCGCAACAUGGCACACACACAUGGAGUCAUGGAAAUCCGUAUGGAGGCAGCUUUAUUUGAAUGUCGCUGGUGUCUUGAAGGAACGAUAG